Molecule: messenger RNA, 192 nt
Organism: Phycomyces blakesleeanus NRRL 1555(-)
Lineage: Eukaryota; Fungi; Mucoromycota; Mucoromycetes; Mucorales; Phycomycetaceae
Exons: 2
Coding region: 1-192 (63 amino acids)
Source: RefSeq, a predicted model, not a curated record
AUGCAAGUAAAAAUUAAAAACGAAUUUGGAAUCUUGAAAGAGAGAUUCUACUCUCUCAAAUCAAUCCCUAAAGCCAAGUGUCGAUGGGAAGAUAUAGAGAAAGCUGAAGUUGAAUGCCUGCAGAAGACAGGAUAUUCAGAGGAGUCUGAUGUAGUAGAUGGAUCUCAGAAUAUAGACGUAAAUACAAAGUAG